UAACGAUACGUUUAAGAAUAAUAAAGUUCUCAAAAUAAAGUUGUCGCGAUGGUCUCUUAAUUUCCGCGAUGAGGAGUAGAUUGGUGAAACGUCUGUCGAUCCGAUGGUUUCUGACCUUCCUCGCAAUCGCCUUGGUGACAACGCUCGCCGGUCGAAUGGCGAUGGACGCGUUUGAUGUCGGCGUCGUCCUCGACGACCUGUGGCCUGGGCAGCCCUCGACCUACGUCCAACGGCACGCCGGACACCACAGAUGUAGCCUUGACCAGAUGCUGGAAGGACAAUGGCUGGUCGGGAGCUACACUCCACUGGAAAUGGAGGAAGUGGAGGCGUUCAUACGACGCACUCGGGAUUAUCACAGCCUGCCGGCGACAUUACAACGGGACGAUAACAAAUGUGGUAGGUGAUGUAUAAAAAUAUGGUCGAUUAAAUAAUGAAUGUUGUUGGUGAUAUAAAUGUUUAUAUAUAUAUUUAUAUAUAUAUAUAUGGUAGGUAAUACAAAUAAAUAUAGUGGGUGAUAUAUAAAUGUGGUAAUGAUGUAUAAAUGUGGUAGGUGACAUGUAUAUAAAUGUGGUAUGUGGUUUAGAUAUGUGGUAGAUAUAUAAACGUGGUAGCUGAUAAAUAAAUGUGUAGAAAAUAUUUUAAAAAAAUAGAAUAUCUUUCUACCCUUCUUCACAUACAGUCUUUGCAAAGUGAAUUUUAAGAAAAAUAUUUUCUUCUUUUUAGUUCGCUUCAACUCGUCUUCUUUAAACAAAAAAAAAAAAACGUCAUUUUAAAAAGUUUUUAAAAUAUAUUAUUUUUAAAUCAAGUCUUCAGAAAAUCAAUUGGACACCUUUUUGAAUGUGGCCAAUCAAUGAUGCAGAUUUAUUGUUUAUUUGUUUUAGAUUAAUCCACCUGGACAAAGGGCCAGAAACAAGUACUGAACACCAUCAACAUUUUGCAAUUUCGUUAAACAUUCAAAUUAUUAGGAACAGCUAAAUCAGUAGGAACAAUGCAGGCAUUCGCCCCCAUGGGGAAUUUUUUUCUUUCAAAGAUGGCGUGUGAACGAUGGACUGAAUGGAGCCGUUGCCUUUUGUCAAAUGUUAGGCUUCCAAGUGUUAUGGGUCUUGAAUUAAAAGGGGUUGGUGGGUGGGGGGGGGGGUUGUACCUUAACUUCUCGUCAUUGUCAACAGAGCAAACUUUGUGUAGUCUUGUCACGGUUCAUAGGAUCUAAGGACUAGUAGUGGGCGCAUUGUGGUACGAAUUCAGUGGCCUAGGAAGAGGGUUGCGGCCCACCACCGGCAACAAUAUUAUUUUUCUUAAUAUACGAUUGGGUACCAUUUUUGACGCAAAAUAUACAUAAAGCAUAAUUUAAUGUUACGUAUUGCUAUCAAUAGCUACUCAUUAUUGUUAGAUAUUGGAACUCUGACUGGGUACAUUCUACACAAUGUGUUAAGUUGUUUUUUUGUUAGAUAUUGGAACUCUGACUGGCUACAUUCUCACAGUUUGUUACUGUAAGUUUGUUUAAAAUUCUGACCCAGUUAAAUUAUUAGGUCGGAAAAAAGGGUAAAGAUAAAAAAAAAAACUCUCAACCAGUGAAAAGUUAUCAAAAGACGAAAUUUGAGAGUUGUUUUCUCUUGAUGACGCGGAAUGACUUAGAAUAAAAAAAAAGAGCUAAAGGCUUGCCUAUGCGACAGCUGGAAUAAGUUAGGCCUACAUUAAAUAAACAAUUGCUUUAGAAUUCCUCUGAGGGUUGAAGUUAGGACCCAUGAGAAGUUAUGACCGAGGAGAAGUUAUGACCCAGGAGAAGUUAGGACCCAGGAGAAGUUAGGACCCAUGAGAAGUUAGGACCCAGGAGAAGUUAGGACCCAGGAGAAGUUAGGACCCAGAAGAAGUUAGGACCCAGAAGAAGUUAGGACCCAGGAGAAGUUAGGAGCCAGGAGAAGUUAGGACCAGGAAGAAGUUAGGACCCAUGACAAGUUAGGACUCAUGAGAAGUUAUGACCCAGCAUAAUUUAUGACCCAAGAAAAGUUAGGACCCAGGAGAAGUUAGGACCUAGGAGAAGUUAGGACCCAGAAGAAGUUAGGACCCAGGAGAAGUUAGGACCCAUGAGAAGUUAGGAGCUAGGAGAAGCUAGGACCCAAGAGAAGUUAGGACCCAGGAGAAGUUAGGACCCAGGAGAAGUUAGGACCAGGAAGAAGUUAGGACCCAUGAGAAGUUAGGACCCAGGAGAAUUUAGGACCCAGGAGAAGUUAGGACCCAGGAGAAGUUAGCACCCAGGGGACGUUAGGACCCAGGAGGAGCAUCAAUUUAAUCAAAUUAACUUUAACCCGCGAGUGUAUGCAGAUGACUUUAAAUACAGUUUAUCAUUGGUCUAGGUUCACUAAAUCUCUAUAAUAUCUUAAAUAUAAUGUCAAUGACUUGCUUUGAUGUCGCCCCCUGAGAGCUGUGACACAAAAGAAAUGGCUUCGUUCGGUCUUACAGUAAAACCACCCUUGCUAUCAUGACUUUGAACAUUAUCAUGUGUUUGAACUCUAUCGUUGUCUUGGUAUGAUCCACAGUCGGAUUAAGGGGUUUAAGUCACCGGGCACAGUCACCAUAGAGACGGGCACAGUCACCAUAGAGACGGGCACAGUCACCAUAGAGACGGGCACAGCCACCAUAGAGACGGGCACAGUCACCAUAGAGACGGGCACAGCCACCAUAGAGACGGGCACAGUCACCAUAGAGACGGGCACAGUCACCAUAGAGACGGGCACAGUCACCAUAGAGACGGGCACAGUCACCAUAGAGACGGGCACAGUCACCAUAGAGACGCUUAGCUGUAUAGUCAUUGUCAAAUGCUAGUGAUUGUAGUAAGCCCGGGCAGGGGAGGAAUUCCUGGCCCCCCCCCACCGUGGGCUCCACACCCCUCAAACACCUGCCCUUAACUUACUUCUCCACCCCCCCUGAUCCGCUACGCCACAGGGUACAAUUUUGUGAACUACCUUGAAAAGGGAUAAAAAUCUGUUUUAGUUUAGCUAGGAUACAAAAUUUUAAUUAUUUAAAUUUCAAAGACAAAUUCUGUACUUUUUUUUGUUAUCUGCAAGCAUAAAACUAGUAUUUCCAAAAUCUUAAAAUUAAAAUUCUAAGAAAUUCUCCUUCAUUUCAACAACUAGGUACUGGAAGUUCUUAGGAAAUGACUCGGUUUCACCUUACGAUAUGAAAUACAAUAUUUAUGAAGAAUUUUAUCAAAUUUGCAGGAAAGACAAAUUAUUCAGAUUUAGGAUCACCUUGGGUUAGGAAAUCACCAUCCAUCCACAUAUCCCCCUUGUGGCGCUACAAUCCUUUGGCCUGCUUCAUUUAGACGUAAUUGAUACUUUUCUUUUUCAUGCUUGGCUUCCCAGCUGCUGUAGAUCUGUUCCCAGAUCAUUCAUACGUCUAAGUCAGGGGUCUCCAAACUUUUCAGCCCGAGGGCCGCAUUAACUAUCAAACAGCAGUUCGGGGGCCGCAUACACACUCGAGGUCCAAAUAAAAAAGAAUCAAAACACGGAUAUUGUUUCUAAUUAAUUAUAUAUUUUUAUUUCAUUCAGUUAUUGUUUAAUAACACAUUGAUACACGACACAUGAACACCGUAUUAGUAUUAGUAUGAAUGGUGAAAUUGUUUCCUGGAUGCCAAAAUAGCAGUGAUCAGCAGACAUUUCUGGAUUUAGAUUUGAUGUCCCUGGCAUCAACAGUGACCUGAGAUGAUCAUCGGACAAAUAUGUUCUCCAAUUGUUCUUCACUUAUUUUUUUCUUGAGAAUGUUUGUUCACACAGGCAUGUUGUUCACACAGGCAUGUUGUUCACACAGGUCUGUUGUUCACACAGGUCUGUUGUUCACACAGGUCUGUUGUUCACACAGGUCUGUUGUUCACACAGGUCUGUUGUUCACACAGGUCUGUUGUUCACACAGGUCUGUUGUUCACACAGGUCUGUUGUUCACACAGGUCUGUUGUUCACACAGGUCUGUUGUUCACACAGGUCUGUUGUUCACACAGGUCUGUUGUUCACACAGGUCUGUUGUUCACACAGGUAUGUUGUUCACACAGGUAUGUUGUUCACACAGGUCUGUUGUUCACACAGGUCUGUUGUUCACACAGGUCUGUUGUUCACACAGGUAUGUUGUUCACACAGGUCUGUUGUUCACACAGGUCUGUUGUUCACACAGGUAUGUUGUUCACACAGGUCUGUUGUUCACACAGGUCUGUUGUUCACACAGGUAUGUUGUUCACACAGGUAUGUUGUUCACACAGGCAUGUUGUUCACACAGGCAUGUUGUUCACACAGGCAUGUUGUUCACACAGGCAUGUUGUUCACACAGGCAUGUUGUUCACACAGGUCUGUUGUUCACACAGGUCUGUUGUUCACACAGGUCUGUUGUUGUUGUUUCAAAGAUUGAAAGGUACAUUGAUGCAAAUGUUUUGAAAUUAGGAAAGUCUUCCUUGGGCCAAAACUAGUUAAAAACCCACCGGUCAUUCUUUUAACUUGUCCCUAAGGAGGUCAUUUGCUUGCAACUCAAUGACUUCCGGGUGCAGUUCAUCUGGCGACUGGCCACAUCUGCUUCAAAUGGGUUUUGAAAAAGGCUCACUUCUUCUGCCUUUGAAUCCAAGCCAGAAAACCGCUGCUGACACUGCAGCUGGGGCUCUUUGAUGAUCUCGCAUACAAAUGACGUGGGGAACUCCGCUUUUGAUUCAGCCAUGAAGACCGUCCACUGCUGAAAGUGUUUCAAGUUGUUGGCCUAUGUACUUGUUCCAAAAACCAAGACGAAUUUGGAUCUGAAGGCCUUUAGAAAGGUGUAUAGAUCAGAAACUAGAUUUUCCUCUCCUUGCAGUUUAAGGUUCUGAAAAUUUAAAUGACUAGUUAUGUCUACAGCAAAGACCAAUUUCCAUACCCACUCUUCAUCAGACAGCUUGCCUUUACUUUUCAGGAAGUGACCUUUUUCCUUUCUUAACGUAAAUACUCUGCUCAGAACAUUCUCACAACUUAGCCAUCUUACUGCAGUUUAAUAUGGUAAAUCUUGCGAUUCUGUGUCUGUAUCUUUUAACAUGUCUUUGAACUGUUUAUGGUUGAGCACAUGUGACCAAAUUAAAUUAACUCUCUUUACCACAGGAUUUAGUACGCUGCUAAUGUCCACAUAUUUUUCACACAAAGCUUUCUGCUGAAUAAUACAGUAAAGGAACACUGGUUGCAGAAUUUUGUCUCAUCACACAUCUGCUUCACUUGUGCAACCAAGCUUUUCUUUAUGCCACUAAUGUUCUUUUCUCCACCAACAGUCAGGCAACUGUGGUUAGUCCAGUCCCAGUUAUAAUCAGCAAAUGUUGUUUUUUUUCCAACUCAUUGAAUAUAUCCUCUCCGGUAACAGUGUCGUACAUGCUAUGUAGGGAAGCCAGCUCUUGUGUUAUGUUCAUGUCUUCAUCCACACCUCUAACGAACACAGCCAGUUGAGAGAUGGAACAGCUGUCCAGCGACUCAUCCAUUGCAAUUAAAAAUUGGCGAAACUUGCUUGCAUUUUAGAGUCACAAUGUUUUCACCCAUGUCUGCAAAGCUCCACAAAUAUAUAUGGCGUUAUAACAUCUCAUUGACUGUGAACGGAAGUAGAAAAACUAAGCAGCGUCCAAGGUUUUGUCAAGUCAUGAUCCGUUAGAAAACAUAACGCACUACUGCGCGCCUCUAUUUUAAUUCGGCAAAAACAUAACGUCCACGUUAGCGGCGUCUGAUCUUGGCAGAAUACACGUAAAUUUCCGUAUUUUUUACGUAGACAAAAAGGUCUCCGCGGGCCGCAUGAGAUGGCCUCGCGGGCCGUAGUUUGGAGACCCCUGAUCUAAGCCUAGGCAUACCGUUAUCCUCUGGGGCUUUGGUGGUGCACCCUCUUCACUCCUCUGUCAAUGGCAGUCUUUCUAAGUGUCCCACCCCCAGCACAGCUUGACCUUUUUCUAUUUCUGCAACCAGCGAUGGAUCCUGAUAUAGACUUUACAAUUCCUGGUUGGUUCGUAUUCUCCAUCCAUAUCAUAACUGUAUGCAAAUUGAUGCAUCAUGUUUCAAUACAUAUACGGAUUUUCCAAAUCCAUUUAUUCUGAAAUGCAAUUAUUUAAGAUGGUGAAACAGCUUUAUUGUAUGCAGAUAAUGUUGAUAAUAUUGUGGAGACUCUGGAAAAGCUUUUUUGAACGGAAUUAAUAUUUAGAACACUUUAGGGAAAAACUGGGGAAACGAUAAAAAGCACAGUUUUACUUGUUUGCUAAGAUGGUGUUUCCUAUUUUCCAAACUGAUAAAUUCCAAAUACAUUUCAUUGUCAUUAUAUCAUUUUAAAAAAGUGAUAUCAUCAUUAUAUUAUUUUGAAAAAUGACAUUGACAGUAUGGUGUAUCUAACUGUACCGAUGCAUUUUAUGGUCCCUAUUCACAUCGUUAUAAUUAAUCUCCAGGAAACGUAAACUUCCCCGAUCACCAAUGGCACAGAGCAGUAUGCAAUCCUAAAGGCGCCACCCCGUGCUGCAUGGACAAUGUUUGUGUGAAUAAAACUGUACAGGAAUGUGUCUGCCCGGAAUGUUAUGACAUGAGACAAUCGGUUCACGCUGAGUUUGCCACCUGGAUACCUGAAAAUUCUACAUGCAAGGUGAGUAGCGUCUUUCGGUUUCAUAAUAGAAUUCGCUGUUCAAUUAUUUAAAUUAUUCCAUCAGAAACACAUAUUUUCCCCCCAGAUGAAUCUAAAUUUUACCCCAUCGAAGUUCAUGAUUAUGGGAAUAACUAUUUUGCUUAAAAGAGGCAAAACGGAUUCGAUCGCCACAUUCAAUCUAUUCUUAUUUCCUAUUUUAUAAUCAAUUUUUAGACUGCCUUUGUCUGUUUUCAAUAAUUGGUAUUGCUCUUUACCAACAGAUGCAAGAACCGUCACAGGAGUCAAGAAUCAUUUUACACCUAUCGAAGAAAUUCGAUAUACACUUGUCUGAAAUAUUAUUCAUUAACCCUUUAUGUUCCAUAAUUGACACCUUUUGCUAGACCCAGUGCUUGUAAAAUUAACGUUUGCAAAAUUGAUACAAAUUUUCACUAAUUUUGUUUGUAAUUAAAUGUCCAAACUAUGCUUUCUACUAUAGUAUCACUGUCCACUUCCACAACUUUAAGCUUGAACAGUUCAAGACAGAGGAGGACGCGUGUCGCGUACUUCAGAACAAGACCGUCUACUUCAUCGGGGACUCCUUCAUGCGUCAGCUGUACACAUCUCUGCUCGCCGUACUGCGGGAUAAAAAACCUCGACAUGUCCUCAGGCAUGACGUAUCAGAAGGUAACAAUCUGGAAUAGGAAGGGAAAAUAAAAUUACAGCGGAAAUGCUCCUAAAUGCGAUAAUUUGGCGGGGGGGGGGGGGGGUCCAUAAAAUGGGAUCAGGUUAAAAUCGGGUUCGCAUUAAUUUGGGGGAAUUACGAUAAUUUGAUGCGAUCUGCCUCCCUGUCACUACAAAUGUGUCACAAAGUGGCGCCGUCUACCCACUUACGCAUACCAUGUAGUCUCGCCGGACUCCGAGUAAAUGGCGCUAGGAUAUUUUUGUUACAGCCGAUAAAAGGGAUAUUAUUCAGCCUACUCUGAAAUGGUUGCGCCUAGUAACGUUGCAUAGCCCCAGAGGCGUUAUAGCUAUGGGGUGGCGAUGGGGGGGGGAGAGGGGAGGCUGACUAGUUAUUGGCGCCAAAUGUUGCUUUGAUAUUGUUUUAUUGAUGAGAAUACUGGGUUUGAGAGUUGCAAAAAAAAAAAAAAAAAAAAAAAAAAAAAAGGUUCUUUAAAAUGAAUCUUGUCCCCGGGCGCCAAACACUCUAGCUACGCCUCUGCAUGAGCCAAGUCAAUUCACGCUGUCAGCUUUCGUUUCUUGGAUGUUGAAUGACUUCGUUUUUCAGGAACCACGUCACGAUUACACUAGAUCUAAAUUAAAUUAAUACAUGGUCUCUUACCAAAAGUUUCAGUCUGGUUAUGUUUUAAAUGCUUUUUUUGAUUCAGCUUUUAUUUGCUUUUUUAAAAUAUGCAAAUGAAUAUGCGAAAUUUUUUUGGAGCCAUGCCCAGAAAGCGGUACAUCUGAAUAUGCGUUAUUUAUUGCAGGGUUCCCACUGGAUUCGGUAAACAAGAAAUGGUUUGAUAUUAACGAAUACAUUUGUAUCAUCGACACAUUCUGUUAUAUUUAUUCGAAAUAACCAGAGCGAACGUAUACUUUUAAAAUUUUUUUAUUAUUAUUUUUAGGGCAGAACGGAUAUGUUAAUGAUAUGGUUUGCUAGCAUUAAAAUACGGAUUUCACAACUGUUUAUCCCCACAAAAACCUCCCUUUUUUUUUGGGGGGGGACACAAAAUUGAAGACCCCGUCACACAUAGCCAGUGGUGCAGAAAUGGUUGGGGGGUGGGGUGGGGCGGUCCGCCCUGAGUGGCUUUUUUUUCUUCCUUCUUUUAAUAGAGUGGUGGCAUUUUCGACUAAAUGCAUAGUUUUUUUGUUGUUGAAAAGGGAGGGGGGGGUCGGCGAAAUGUUUGGUUUAUCCCGGGUAGUCCCAACCCUAGCUGCGCCACUGCCUUCGGCUGACCCGGUGAGUGUGAAGUUGACUUCUCCACUUGUCACUUGACUCGUCACAAACGCUGGGUUGUCGUCAUUAACAAAACAUCGAUUGCUCUGCACGCAUCGAAUUAAAACCUGGACAUUUGUAAAUGGGGAGCGCUGACUCUGUAAAUGGGGACCGCUGACUUCAACUGCGCGGUCAUAACUCGGAAGAGUGAUGAUUGGCUACGAGGGUUUAGAGCUACUAAGAGGCUGAAAAGCCUGGUUCAGUUAAGGGUCACACGCGCAACUUCUACAUUUGACAUAAAACGUGCAACAAGUUCCCCGAAGGUCGCGGUGGGGUCGAAUUAAAUAUUUCAGUGGGUUCCCGCCCCUGUUUUAAGUGUUACAAACUAAAAGUUUGUUUACAUUGUUUACCAGCAUAAAAGAUUGACUUAAUCCACAUAGCACACACAAUUGUUAUUUACAAUUUCUAUGGUGUAGGCAUUGAAACAGAUAUGCUUAAAUUUAUAUAUUUAGUUAAUUUAUUUUUUAAAAUAGCAUUUUUUUUUAAAAAGUGUGUGGUGUGCAUUUUCAACGUAAUUUAUUAGUGAGUUUCUUGGCAGAUGUUGACAGUUGUUGACAAAGAGAGGGAGGUGGUCCAAAAUCGUUAAAAAUGAUGAUUUACAUAGCUCGUGCACGCCCCAAUCCUCGUGUCAGAUUGUCAGCACGCAAGCGUAAUAAUGACACCAGGAACAGGUGGUCGCGGUAAACGUCAGCCCCACUCGACUGCACCGAGACCCCAAAAUACAGGACGCGUACCGAGAAGUCUGGCUUCUCUAUUCGUUAUACUGUUUCCUGUCUACGAGGCGUAGCGCUCAAGUUCCGAGACAAUGGAGACGGGGGUGUUGAAAAGAAGAGGGUCGAAGCUGUCAAAGGUUUGAAGCGGCAAUUCAACACAAGCUUCACUUAUUCCUACGCCGGACCUGGGGACACGAAACUUCGUCUACACAAUGGAUAUGAAAAUCAAGUUUCUCAUUUGGUAGUUAGUCCUCAGCGUGUGUCAGGGGACUCUUAUCUGGUAUCUUUUACGUCGUACCAUUGAUUUCAGUGAGGUAGCUAGGGUCGGUGUCACCCGGUGCGGUAAACUGAUUUCUUUUUGUUAAAAUAAGUCCACAGUAUAACAAUGACAAGAACAAAACGACAUAAAUUGAAGGUCAUGGGGUCAAUGUAUUCAAAAACUGUAACAUCGUUAAGUAAUAGUUAUUUCUACGUUUAAAUUUGCUUUAUUUAAAAUUUUCCUUUCCUGGUCUUCAAAGCUGCAAACCUGUCAAUCAUUGAUUUCAAUCCAGAUCAGAAAGCCUUGACUGUCCCAUGGAGGAUCAUAAUAGUUCUUGAUAAGCUUUAGUUUUGAAAAGCUCCGCUCACAUGAAGCCACAGAAACACAGAUCAUAAUAAACAAUUAAGGCUUAGCGAGAGUAUUGGAAGAGAUUCUAGGAAGUCCCAUUCAGCUAUGAAUUUUAAAUCAUCAAAUACUGACCAGUCCACGACUUUGUGAAAUCAAUAUCAACUGCCUUUAGGUGUCUUCUAAGCGUUGGUAUUUUUUUUUUAAAGUUCGUCUUCUGAUAUCAUAGAAAGAGGUUAAUUUUGGAACUGGCACUAAUAACGCUUCUUCACUUGCUAAUAGUAAACUCUUGGGUUGAACUGCCCCAAAACACAUAUCUGAUACUUCCUUGAUCGCUGAUGAUCUGAUCUUAAUUCAGAAUGAAAGCGAUUAAUACACUCCAGCAUCUCCGUAAUGUUUUCUUCUCGCAGAGAGAGUCCAGCAUCUAUGAAUUGUUCUUCCGCCAUUCUUAAGCACGAAUCUUCUCUCUACCGAAUUUCCAUAUUGGUCUCAUUUUAUAAGUGCGUCAUCAACAGCAUGUUCCACCAAGUAACAGCGCUUCUCGUGCAGAAUCAAUCUUAAGGCCGCUAGGCUGAUCACCACUUUGUCAAGGGUAAAGCCUUUAGCCUGCGGAUGCUGCUGUGUAACAUUAACUUCCUCAAGCAGAUCAACUAAAAGGUAAAGAUGGCGGAUAAACGUGAAAUCACAGAGAUCAUGUAAAAGACCUUGUGCUGUGUGACAAUCGUGCUCAAAUGUUAAGGGGCGGUGCUAGUGACCAAUCGUGCUCAAAUGUUAAGGGGCGGUGCUAGUGACCAAUCGUGCUCAAAUGUUAAGGGGCGGUGCUAGUGACCAAUCGUGCUCAAAUGUUAAGGGGCGGUGCUAGUGACCAAUCGUGCUCAAAUGUUAAGGGGCGGUGCUAGUGACCAAUCGGCGAUAAUAUUUUUUUUAAACGUAUUUCUUGGGUUCAAUUUAUUUGGUUUCAAAAAAAUAAAAACAAUAAAAAUUAAAUACAUUUAAAUAAUUACAAAAGUUAUUAGAAACUUUUGUAACACUAUUAAAUGGGUAGCAAUUCAUUUUUUAAUGUUUUUUUUAAAAUUUUUGCUGAUUUGAUUCAUGAACUUAGAAUCGCCCAAACACAUCGUAUUUUGGUAUCAAUGGAAUGAAAAGGUUUUUUUUUAUUUCUCAGAAUUUAGAUAAUUUUACCUUCCUGCCACUUACAAAAAAGUAAGCGAACACUUCAAUCGGCGUUGAAACGGUGUUUUUCCGACCUAAUGAUAGGAUCCCCUCAUUUGUGACGGAUCAACCUUGAACUUUGAAUAAAGCACGCAUUUGGAUUGGUUACAUGUGAGGAAAAUGUACGUGUGAUCGGUUAUCUUUUUAAGAAAUUCUGAUAGAUGGAGCGGUGUGUGUACUCUGCAAAUAUGGAUGUUUUCAAUUUGGAGUCAACCCUGAGAUGGUUUCACCUGGUGCGGCCCCCCCCCCCGCACCCCCUAGGUACGCCACUGAUUUAUUUUUUAUCCUUCCAAAUAAUCUUCCUAUUUCAGUCUACAAAAGCUACUGGGAAACAAAAACUUAUCAAGGGGAACAAAGAAGACAAUAUACACCACCAUCAUAAGACCUGUAGUAACGUACGCUAGUGAGACCUGGACCCUCACCAGAAAAGCAGAGAACCUGCUCAACACAUGGGAGAGGAAAAUCCUGCGCAAAAUAUACGGACCAGUGUUAGAAAAUGAUACCUGGAGAAUACGUACAAACCAAGAACUUUACGAUUUGUACAAAGAACCACCCAUAGUCACAAUGAUAAAAAAAGGCAGAAUACGCUGGGCAGGUCAUGUUGAAAGGAUGCCGGAAUGCAGAGCAGCCAAAAUCAUAUACAGGCAGAAGCCUAGGGGCAGACGACUCAUCGGUCGCCCAAGGAUGAGGUGGAUUGAUGAUGUGGAGACAGAUUUACACCAGUUGGGGGUUCGAGCAUGGAGACGGAAAGCCGUGGAUCGCUCCGAAUGGAAGGAUGUGGUGGAGCAGGCCAGGGCCCUACAUGGGCUGUAGUGCCAUAGAUGAUGAUGAAUAAUCUUUUCUGGCGUAUAACAACCAUCAAAAGAUAAAUCGGCUACAGACAUAAGCAAAAAGAAACAAGUGCGUUCCGAGAAAAAGCCAAGACUCUUGUUUCAAAUUACAAUUCACACUCAGGGUUAUUCGUACCGUAAAAUUAAUUAUUUGACGAAAGUCUUGUAACAGACUCAUUUUAAGGAACAGCCACUAACUCAAACAAGGAUUGUCAAGACUGAAAAAAAAUUAUGAAGGGGGAAAAAGAGCAAGUUUCCAUUUAUUUGGAUCAAUAAAGUAUCUAAUAAUAUCUUAGCUUAAUAUUAUUUUAUAUUAAUAUUCCCGCACUUUUUGUUUGAAAAAGAAAGGAAUUCGGUCAAUAUUAAUUGAUCUUACAAUUUUAUGGGUCGCAUCAAAACGCAAUUGUUAUAAGAAAAUUUUUAGUGGUAUUUAAGUACCAUGAAAUAAGCCAUGUUUUUUCUCCCCCCAACUACAACAAUAUUUUUCAUAGACAUGUAUUGUGUGAAGAGAUGUGACGAGUUUUGAAUUUAGAAUGACGUCACCUGGCCACGAGACCACUGUCGUGUAUUAUAAUCAUGAGUAAAGACAUUGUUGAUUUUCCACUCAGGCUAAAUAAGUUUAUUUACCUCUGUAUUUACUGUACGCUCCAAAUGUCUCUUAUCGUGACUCGUGAUUUACUGUUCUAUCGAAAUGUCUCUUAUCGUGACUCGUGAUUUACUGUACUAUCGAAAUGUCUCUUAUCAUGACUCGUGAUUUACUGUACUAUCGAAAUGUCUCUUAUCAUGACUCGUGAUUUACUGUACUAUCGAAUGUCUCUUAUCGUGACUCGUGAUUUACUGUACUAUCGAAAUGUCUCUUAUCGUGACUCGUGAUUUACUGUACUAUCAAAAUGUCUCUUAUCGUGACUCCUGAUUUACUGCACUAUCCAAAUGUCGUGACUCGUGAUUUACUGCACUAUCCAAAUGUCGUGACUCGUGAUUUACUAUACUAUCGAAAUGUCUCUUAUCGUGACCCUUGAUUUACUGUACUAUCCAAAUGUCUCUUAGCGUGACUUAAGCUCUACUGUACUAUCAACACAUCUGUUUCAUUGACCAUUUCACAGCGGAGGUCCACAAGUGUGACAAGUAUUACCGUUACUUUGCCGACUGUAGAACUAAUCUGAUAUGGAACACGCAAGAAUGCAAGGGAACAGUAAGGUCACUCAAUGAAACUCUUCUUCAUACCUUGCAAGAAAUGAGGUGGGGGAGGGGGGCCAGAAGGGGGUGGGACUGUUCCGCUUGAUUUGUUUUUUGUUUUUGUUUUUUUUUUUUAAGGGCGUAUUGUAAAACUGUUUGAGAUCUGUUAAUCAGACUUUUAAAUUAAAAAAAAAAAAUCAAUUCUGAAAUUAAACCAUAUUUUACUGUAUAAAAAAAAGAAAAGAAAUUUGAAUCGAUGAUUGCAAUUAAGCAAAAGAGCGAAUAACAAGUUUUGGUUGUUUUUUUUUGUUGUUUGUUUGUUCAGGUGACGCUGAAGAUGGAAUACGUCUCAAAAUACCAACACUCGAUAAUGAGGCUGAUGAAAGAUUUGCGUGGAAAAAACGACUCUUGGUUUAUUAUUGGACUGGGCAGUCAUUACUUCUUUGACUUUGAGCAAGUCCGUGACAAUGUGAGUCUACUGUUAGUAGAAGAAGUCUGUGACAGUGCGGUUACAGAUUUAGUCUGUGACAUUCUGAUAUCAGAGUUAGUCUGUGACAGUGGGGUUAACGAGUUAGUUUGUGACAGUGCGAUUACAGAUUUAGUCUGUGACAUUGUGAUAUCAGAGUAAGUCUGUGACAGUGGGGUUAACGAGAUAGUCUGUGUGACAUUGUGACAUCAAAGUUUGUCCGUUACAUUGUAAUAUCAGGGUUAGUCUCUGACAGUGUGAUUACAGAGUUAGUUUGUGACAGGGGGGGGCAGGAGGGGGGGUUACGGAGUUAGUCUGUGUGACAUUGUGAAUGCAGAGUUAGUCUGUGACAGUGAGAUUUAAGUUUUGCAGUUUGAAGUGAGAUUUUUUUUUUUCAUUUUAAGAUUCAGCUCAGCAUGUAGAAAAGACAAUGAAUCUAAGACAUGUUGUUUUUAAAACCCUGUUUAGUGGCGAACGCGCAUUUUAAGAUGAACUGAAAAUGGAAAAAGACAAAGUUAACAAUUAAAAUAGUUGGGUUUCAAUAUUAGGAAAUGGGGAUUGAAAUCGAGAUUGGGAAUAAGGAUUGGGGAUGGGAAUGGUGAUUGGGAAUGGGGAUUGUAAAUGUGACUUUACAAAUUGGGAUUGGGAAUUGGAAUUGGGAAUUCGGAUUGUGCAUUAUGAUUUGGAAUUGGGAUUAGGAAUGAGGAUGGAAUAGGGAUUUGAAUUGGGGAUUGGGAAUGCGAUUGUGGUUUGUGAAUGGGGAAUGAGGAUUGUUGAUUGGGCACAGGGAUUUGAAAUGGAGCUUAUAGAUCAAUAUUGUAAAUUGUCCAUAUUAUUAAAAAAAAGUCUAAGAUUCUCACACAUUAAUUUGCCACUUGCUCAUUUCAUUAGGUACUUUAAAAUCAUGGAGAUCGAAAGAGAAAUAAAAAUGUGGAUUUUUCAGGCGUGUUAGCGAAUUUAUAGGAGAAAAAAACCCUCAUGCGCCUUAACUGGUUCCGCACAUGAUGUUCCCCUGUGUUGUCCAGAUGCGUGGAGAGACUUGAUUUGCCCCUGUCUGGGGAACCAGCUCAUUCUCCUUAAAGAAAAAAAUCAAAUCCCAGACCCUUUGAUUUCGUCCUGCGAGGUCCACACCAUCGUCACAUUGUGAUGUUGUUAGAGAUGAUCUCUACGCUGUGGCACAAUUUUGGAUUCACUCAGGUUUUCAUCUGACACCCUCUAAGUGAAUGGUUCUUAACCUUUUUUCUAGCAGCGCCACAUCCCUCCUUAAUUUCAAAACACUUCCUGCAGCCCUUGCGUUUUAAAAUGCUAACAAAAAUGCUAGUAAACCUGCUUUUCUGGGUAUUCCCCUACACCCCAGGUUGAUGCUAGCACCCCUGGUGAGGUACCGGUACCUCUAAUUAAAGUAGACAUAUUACUCACAUUAGAUAACAUUCUGAAUAUUGUCCCAAAUUGCUAGUAAUAUUCCAUCUGGGAUGCCUUACAUCGUAAACGGCCAAAGUCUUAGAGAAGACAACUUCACACAUUUCUUGAACAAACAGUUAAAGAAAGAAAUGGCAUUCACGUUAAACGCCAUAGUUCUAUAUAAUAGUGUAAAACAAUGUUUACUGCAAACUAGGAUUAUAGAACAUUCCAGUUCAUUCCACGAUAGCUGCGACAAGAGAUAUCAUUAGUCGCUUGUAAAUCUCAAGCCGAUGUUUGGCCGUCAAAGGUCAAUGCGUAGUAGAAACAAAUGUAAUAGGCCGUUCCACGUCAAACUAUACAGAUCUGCGCCAAUACAUUUAAGAAUAGAGGCAUUACAGAGAUAUUUGCCAAUACAUUUAAAAAUAGAGAAAAUAUAGCGAUAUUUGCCAUUACAUUUAAGAAUAUAGACUGUAUAGAGAUAUUUGCCAAUCCAUUUAAGAAUAGAGAAAUGAUAGAGAUAUUGUCCAAUCUAUUUAAGAAUAGAGAAAUGAUAGAGAUAUCGUCCAAUACAUUUAAGAAUAGAGAAAUUAUAGAAAUAUUUGCCGAUACAUUUAAGAAUAGAGAAAUUAUAGAGAUAUUUGUCGAUACACUUAAGAACAGUGACAUUUUAGAGAUAUUUGCCGAUUCAUUUAAAAAUAGAGACGUUAUAGAGAUAUUUGCCGAUACAUUUAAGAAUAGAGAUUUUAUAGAGAUAUUUGCCGAUACGUUUAAGAAUAGAGACGUUAUAGAGAUAUUUCCCGAUACAUUUAAGAAUAGAGACGUUAUAGAGGUAUUUGCCGAUACAUUUAAGAAUAGAGACGUUAUAGAGAUAUUUGCCGAUAAAUUUAAGAAUAGAGACGUUAUAGAGAUAUUUGCCGAUACAUUUAAGAAUAGAGACGUUAUAGAUAUAUUUGCCGAUACAUUUUAGAAUAGAGACAUUAUAGAGAUAUUUGCCGAUACAUUUAAGAAUAGAGACGUUAUAGAGAUAUUUGCCGAUACAUUUAAGAAUAGCCCUGAUUGCUGAAAUUUAGAAAACAAAAGUUUCAAUUAAAUUGUCAAAUUUCUUUUGUUGUUUUUGCAGAUCCUCAAUCGAAUGUUAAACCGUCUGUCGCCGUGGCCCAGGGUGAUAUGGAUGGCAGCACAGGCCCCGGGGACACUGAAAACUCCACUGGAAAAAAGGCAGCAGACACCGGCCCUGCUUUCGUUCAAUGAGAAGGUCAAGGCAGUACUGGAAGGAAGGGGCGUCGCCAUUUUGAACUAUUUCCAACUGACCAACGGAACCGUCAGUUAUGACGGCACUCACUACGGAAAGGGAGUUAAUGACGCCAAACUUCAAGUUCUACUUAAUUUUUUGAAAGGGGAGACAAUUUAGUUAUUGACUCGAUGAAAAACAAACUUUGAAAUGUGCAAUUUAUCACAACCAAUCAAGACAAGACGAAAGAACACUUUUUUUAAAAAAAAUGUUCUACCUAGAAGAAUACAUUCAAAUAUUUAAAAGAAAUCACAAGCAAAAAACUCUUACUUAAACGCAAUCAGAGAGUGAGAGAGCGUGAGGGAGAGUGUGAACAAGGAGCAGAAAAAAUGAAAGAGAUGUAGAGAGUAUAUGUACGUGGUAAGAAAGUAAUCACAUUUUUGUAAUGCAUGGACACUUGAGACAAAAUACUUUCUUCACAUACAUUCUAGGUUUGUAUAGUUUGUAGAUAUUUUUCUUUAAAAAGUUAUUUCUGUCUAGACCUGCGGUUCUCAAUCUGUAGGUCGCACGACCCUUUCACAGGGGUCGCCUAAGACCAACAGAAAACACAACUACUCUAUAACUAUAGUAUCAACGAAAAUAAUUUUGUGUUUGGGGUCUCCACAACAUGAGGAACUGUGUUAAAGGGUUGCGGCAUUAGAAAGUUUAAGAACCACUGAUCUAGACAGACGUGUUUGCACGCAUGCUAGCGAGCAGACUUCCUACACCAAUAAUAUCCAGUGAACUAUCCAGAGGGAAACGUUCGGUUGAUGUGCAGCACACAAAAAAAAAUCUUUCAAAGAUUGCCUGAAGUUUCUCUAAAAUCUAUGAACAUCGACCUGAAGUCAUGGGAAAUAACUGCUUUGGUUCUCAUGAGUCAUAGGCUGGCGAGGCAGAAUCGCUGUCGGAGAACACGCUUCCGCUAUAAUGUGUAUUUGUGAGCGGGAUUGCUUGUGUACGGAAUCGUUGUUGAUCGUAAGUUGGUAAAGAGUUGUGUGAGGCUGAGUUGCGAUUGGUACGGGUUAUGGACGUUAAGAAAAAGCAACCAAUCACAAAAGAAGUGAGACGUUGAAAUACUGUGGGAACACGGAAUGCGAGUCUGUUGUGGAGUUAGUACAUGUAGUCAGAAUUUUCAGUUGUCGCUUGAAUGGUCAAUAUGUUAAGUUUCAUUGGAUAUAUGUAUACUAUGUACUUCGUGAAUAAAGGAGAAGAAAAUC
Lymnaea stagnalis (great pond snail) is the source of this 17467-nucleotide messenger RNA. Lineage: Eukaryota; Metazoa; Mollusca; Gastropoda; Lymnaeidae. The record is from the annotation of a GenBank genome assembly.